GGUGUCAUUUGACAAUGUUUUGUUUAUUUUGAAUUUUCUAAGUAACGAAAAAAUAACCUAACAAUCUGAAUUGAAUUCUGUAUUAUUUAUUUUUGGUUAAUAUGGUUUUUAAAUGCCAAGAAGAUAGUUACAUCAAAGAAUUCUGUUCAAUGGUUAUAAAUUGCGAACCAACAAAUGAAUCAAUAAUCGAAUAUGGCAAAGCUUCGAAAUUUGAAGGGUAUCAGAUUAUUUUAGAAAAUACUAUAUUGUUUCCUGCGGGUGGAGGUCAGCCACAUGACAUUGGUUGGUUAAAUAACACUGAAGUGGUACAAGUAAUACGAAAGGGGGAAGAUGCAGUUCACUUCACUAGGGAACCACUGGAAGUAGGCACCAAUGUCACCCAGAGAAUCAACUGGGAAAGACGAUUUGAUCACAUGCAGCAACAUUCAGGUCAGCAUCUUCUUUCAGCAAUAUUGGAAAAUGAACAGAAUCUUGUAACAACAAGCUGGUGGCUUGGGGCUUAUGAGAGUUACAUAGAAUUAGACUCCACCAAUGUCAGCCCCAUGGUGCUCGAGAACACUGAAAAGCGAUGCAAUGAGCUGAUUAGAGAAGCCAUACCUGUUUGUGUGAAAUUCUGCAAAGCCGAUGACCCUAGCCUUGAUGUGGCCCACACUCGCGGACUACCCAAAGACUGUACAGAAAUUAUACGCACAAUAUGUAUCAAAGGCGUUGAUGAAAAUUUGUGCUGUGGAACCCAUGUGUCUAAUCUAAGUCAGCUGCAAUCAAUCAAACUUUUGGGUAUGGAAGCAGGCAAGAAGGGCAAAACAAACGUAAGGUUUCUUGUUGGCAACAGAGUUCUGGGUGUGUUUCAGAGCAUGUUGGACAGGGAAAAGGCUCUAACCAGUUUAUUAAAAAACGAGCCAUCAAAACAUGAAGAACUGGUACAAAAACUACAAAAGAAUCUAAAGAUUACAAACAAAAAUCUGCAGAAUGUCUUAUCAGAGCUAGCUCAAUUUGAAGUAGACAAAAUAAAAAGUACAAAUCCCACACCAAUGUAUGUGUUUAUUAACAAGAAGGAAGCUACUCCGGAGUUUAAUAGGAUCAUUUGUAAAGGAUUGGAGAAGGAGGGUACUUUUGUAUUUAGUUGCUCUGAAGAAACAGAUCGCCCGAAGGAAGGACAGAUAAUAGUUCAAGGUCCAGAAACGUAUUGCAACGCAUUACUACCACAGCUUACAGAUAUAUUGAAAGCUAAAGGUGCAUUUAAGAAUGGCAAGUAUCAAGGGAAGGCUGGUGACUUAAGUGGUAUUAAUAAAUGUAAGACUAUAGUUGAAGAAUAUUUUAAAAAUAUUUUGUAAAAUAAACUGUGUGAAUAUUU
Messenger RNA from Leptidea sinapis, 1354 nucleotides. RefSeq names its product alanyl-tRNA editing protein Aarsd1. Lineage: Eukaryota; Metazoa; Arthropoda; Insecta; Lepidoptera; Pieridae. Bases 102 to 1334 code for a protein of 410 amino acids. The transcript has 8 exons. Gene Ontology annotation, biological process: regulation of translational fidelity; tRNA aminoacylation. The record is from RefSeq and is a predicted model, not a curated record. Gene Ontology annotation, molecular function: ATP binding; Ser-tRNA(Ala) deacylase activity; aminoacyl-tRNA ligase activity.